This is a messenger RNA of Ceraceosorus guamensis, 2013 nucleotides long. RefSeq lists its product as hypothetical. The record is from RefSeq and is a predicted model, not a curated record. Gene Ontology annotation, cellular component: cytoplasm; membrane; intracellular membrane-bounded organelle. Bases 243 to 1685 code for a protein of 480 amino acids. Lineage: Eukaryota; Fungi; Basidiomycota; Exobasidiomycetes; Ceraceosorales; Ceraceosoraceae. Gene Ontology annotation, biological process: sphingosine biosynthetic process. The transcript has 2 exons.
AUUCGGAAUUCACGAUUCUGAUUCACCAUUUUUGAUUGUAGUUAGUGAGUUCAUAUAAGCUGACGCAGGUCUUGCUCACGAGCCACAGUGUGAGUGUGGCUCACAAGGCGAGAGUCGUGCGUCGAGCUUUAUCGACGUUUCAUCGAGGUCCUCGUCGCAUAUAUGGCUUCGUAGCCGCGCCUCUCACCCCGCCCAUCAUCUCUGAGUGGUAGGUAGCCUCAACGCUCUGCGCUCGUCGCAUCAUGUCUUUGGGAAAGGUUCGCAUCAUUCGCAAUCCAGCUUCGGGUGCGCCUGGUACAUCGGAAAGGCUUUUGGAUCAGCAAGUCUUGCCGCUUCUCAAGAGCGCCAACCUUGAUGCUCAGGUGCACGUCACAGCAAGUCAGGGCCAUGCUACGGCUAUAGCAGCCCAACUGCUAAGCGAGACGCAGAACGCUAGACAGGAAGACUCUGGUGGUCCGAAUCCGCACGGGCUGGAUGUCAUCCUUCUGGGAGGCGAUGGGACUACGUCGGAAUUUCUGAAUGGCCUGUACAUUCCGCCCGCCGCUAGACCUAAAGACAGGCAAAACGAUGUGGAACAGGAUGCUGCCGUGUCAAGCUUGCAAUGGAAAGCGCCUUCGAUCCCCAUUCGACUCAUCAUUGUCCCUACAGGAACCAGCAACGCUUUGUACGCUGCCCUCUAUCCUUGCAACCGCGAUGCGACAUCUUCUGACGGUGAUUCUGCCACAGCCAAAGAGGACAAAUGGAGGCUUCACAGUCUCUCAUCUUACAUUCUCGCAAAGUCCCACCAGUCGCGGUCGCAGUCGCAUGAUGUUUCCAGCUCUUUACUCCCAUUGACUUUGAGUGCGGUGCACAUCACCGACGACGCCCAACAGCCUACCGGCACAUCGGAAGGCGUUUCGCCAAGGCGCGAUGCCUAUAGCCUUGCGCAUAUAGUUACUUCUCACGCACUGCAUGCUUGCAUCCUACGCGAUUCGGAAGCUUUGAGAGCGCAAGAUCCAUCCAUCGAGAGGUUCAAGAUCGCAGCUGCUCAAAAUUCUACCAUCUGGCAUCGAGGCUCGCUGCAGCUCUAUCACGCAAGCACUUCGGGCAAAGUCAAAGUGUAUGAUCCUCGCUCGAGGCAAUUUAGAGAGGUGGAUGAGAAGGAGAAGAGAUUGCAAGGUCCUUUUAGCUAUAUCGCGGCUCUCAGCACGGAUAGGCUGGAACCUUCAUUCAUUCCUGCUCCGUUUGGCUCCUUCUUACCGCUAGAGAACGCCGAGUCGGCACACCUAGCUCGUCGAGCAGACGAACUGGAUCUUCUGAUCGUCCGACCUUUGCGCUCUCCCGCCGUACUUGCGAGGUACCGACAAGCCCAAGACGAAGUACGAGACGGAAAAGACGACGCACCGACAUUGUUCGCAAAGACUACUUUGACGGAGUUGACUGUUGGAAUGUAUUCUGGCGGAAAGCAUGUGGAUCUUACUUAUCCGCUCGAGGGCGCGUCCGAGACGAAGCUGGAAGAGGCUGGGAAGGGAGAGGCAGCGUUCGAAUAUUACAGGGUUGGAGGGUACGAAUGGACGGCUGCUCCCGAUGAUAGCAAUGCGGCUAUUGUGUGCGUCGAUGGAGCCGUGUCUCGUGCGCUCAAGACCAGAGUUGAGGUGCUGUCCACUGCUUCGGACGGAUCCGGUCAAGUGCACGUUUGGCAUUGAUCCAGGCUCAAGACCAUCGUGCCGCCCACAGUGCUUGCACGAACGGGUCAAAGUGGCGCCGUGCACAAUUCCACACCCAUAGAUGAGAGUCAAGUACGUGCAGUUUCGUCGUUUCUCUGGAUGCAGGAUUGUCCCAUUCACUUCAUCAUCGCGGAUCCUUCACUGACAUGGAUCGUCAAUACUGUCGGACCUUGAGGUGUGCAAUGUGGACGCUGCGUGAUCUUGAGAUUCACCAUGAACGCGUUCAUCCGCCUUGCACGCUGGUCACGCGACACUCUGCAGCAGGUCUUGUGAUUGGACCGCUGCCAUUGUUCACGAAGCUCUGCCG